AUGCAUUAUCCAUCUUCCAACCUCUCAUCUUUCAUCACAUAUUCGACCAUGGCAAAUUUUUCUGAUCUUCCUCGGGAGAUUCGAGACAUGAUUUGGCCACUCGUCCUUCGAGAUAAUCACCCAGGUGUUCACAUCUUCGGGCACUACGACGAGAACAAGAAAGGCAUGGCUGAGGGUCGUUCUCUCAUGCAUGGCAACCUCUUCAGUGGUAUUCUAUCCGAGCCGUCACCCGACAGAUACUUCAACAGCCUGGACAAGGACCGCAAGAACGAGAACAUUUCCACGUAUCUCAUCGACGGUGCAAUGUGGAAUACCUGUAAAGAGUCGCGACUCGCCAUCGAAAAGCAUUUCAGCCAGUAUGAGUGGCCUGUCGAUGGAUUGCGGCGUUUUUUACGACGUGAUACUAGAGAGUGGCGUCCGUAUCCUUACUGGUUGGUGUUUCAGGUGCCUUCCACAGGAUACUUCGAAGGAGGCUCCCCGCACUACUUGACGGUGUUCCCUCGCAGAGAUCUCUUCAUCUUCCAAUUUGAUAAACUGGACGGUAUCGAUUGGCACUUCGUUGGGUCUCGUCCAACGCGAGGGGAACUCCGGCCUUCCUGGAGAAGACUCCAGCACAUUGCAAUUGAGUAUGAUCCUCAGUGGGGGGACGAAAUAUCCGCCUCUCCAUUUCUCUGGGAUAGGCCAAACUUCAGCAAGUUGAUGGAUGCCGCUUUCGAGCUGAAGGAUUGUGAGAAACUGUGGUUCAUCGAUCGCACCCUCAAGAGAAGAAAGAACGCACCGGCUUUUGAAGAACGGUCUGAAUGCCAUGAAACGCUCAACGCAUUUUAUGCUAGAGAUAGGAGGUUCCUGGAAAUCGACUGCGGCCUUACCUCCCAUCGGCGCUACUGGAGCUUUCGGCGCAGACGACGCCCUGAUGAUGAGAAACUAAAGAACUGGGAGUAUGUAAAGCCCGUGGAUGACACAUCGAGUCGAGAUGGAAGCUCGUCUAUUGACUUUGUGCGGCAGCUGGAAGAGAGCAUUCGUGAAGAGCACAACAACGGCAAUAAGAUCAAAACUGGAUGUUUUAGUUUUCGGGAACGCAAAUUUCAUUGCAAUAUUGGACUCCUGGGGUGGGAGGAACUGUGA
This is a messenger RNA of Fusarium subglutinans, 1125 nucleotides long. RefSeq lists its product as uncharacterized. The record is from RefSeq and is a predicted model, not a curated record. NCBI's taxonomy places the organism in Eukaryota, Fungi, Ascomycota, Sordariomycetes, Hypocreales, Nectriaceae. The transcript has a single exon. The coding region runs from base 1 to 1125 and encodes 374 amino acids.